UAAUGAGUGACGGUUCAUCCGGUGCGGAAGUUAGUUUUGUUUUGGCUUGCAAGAAGGUGGAUGUAACUACUCCAAGCUAUCCAACGCGUCCAAAUAGAAGGUUUAUAGUGAGCACAGCGGCUAGAUGAGGAUUGCAUCCGUCAGUGUGCAGUGAGUCAAAGCGGAAAUGUCAAACAUUAAAGAGUACGUCGAUAAACUGGCUCGUGUUUAUGAGCGAUACACCGAGUACGUGAAGAGGAACCCGGGCGCCACAGCCCAGCUGGAGAGCACGGUGCGGACCCUCUCCUACCUGAUCGCAGGGCGAUUUGCAGAUUCUCAUGAAAUAUCGGAGCUAGUGUACUCCGCCUCCAAUCUCCUGGUGCUCUUCAACGACAGCAUUCUGCGCAAAGGGCGGAGAUGUGCCUUCCCCGUGUCCCUCUCUCAGCAGAGACUCCUCAACUGGCUGUCUGUGUUGGAGCACGUGGAGGUUUUCCUGGAGAUGGGGGCCUGCAAGCUGUGGGGGGACGUCGGCCGCUGGCUGGUGAUUGGACUCAUUCAGAUUUUUAAGGCAGUUUUUCGCCUCAUCCUUCUUCUGUGGUACAAAUCCGGCAUCCAGACUUCACCUCCCAUAAUCCCCCUCGACAGAAGUGCAGAAUUUGUCGGUGAAGAUGGCGUCAACGGGGAGCAGCAAGAUGACGCCUGCUUUGUGGGUCAGAGGUCGGGACGAGUUAUUAGACCACUAGGCAGCGCGCCCGGCCUGCAGGCCCGGCUGUGGGGGGCGCCCGGUCAGAGGAAGAGGACGAGCAGCUCAAGUGAUGAGAAGCUCCACAGCAAACCAACGCCGCUGGGGCUCCAGGAGACCCUCGCUGAGUCCGUGUACAUCGGACGGCCGCUUGUGCACUUACUCUGCCUCGGACUCUGUGGAAAACAGGCGUGGACGCCGUGGCUCGUCUCUGGAGUCCUCGAGCUCUCCAGUUUCACGGUGCUCAGUGGCAGGAAAUUCCAAAAUCGCUGGGAGCAGGCCGAGAUGAGGAGGAGAACCUUUCUUCUGCUGUACUACGUUCUGCGUUCACCCUUCUACGACAAAUACUCCGAGGAAAAGAUUCUCUUCCUGCUCCGACUGCUGGCCGAUCACGUCCCGGGAAUCGGCCUCGUUGCACGCCCUCUGAUGGAUUACCUCCCCACCUGGCAGAAGAUCUACUUCUACAACUGGGGAUAAAGUCGGCUGGAUGAGGUCUGCUGGAUGUCUCACAUCUCGGACGUUUGCAAGUCCAAAAAAGGGUCAACGCUGAGAAAGGGACGGUCGGACCCAGGGACGGAGACGCUUGCUAGAAUUCCCCAAGAAUCAGAUAAAAAUGACGUGGAGAUGAUUACCACUUGGAUCUGACAGCGAGGACCUUCCUCUUGA
Molecule: messenger RNA, 1387 nt
Organism: Etheostoma spectabile (orangethroat darter)
Lineage: Eukaryota; Metazoa; Chordata; Actinopteri; Perciformes; Percidae
Product: peroxisomal membrane protein PEX16
Exons: 11
Coding region: 167-1198 (343 amino acids)
Biological process (GO): peroxisome organization
Cellular component (GO): peroxisomal membrane
Source: RefSeq, a predicted model, not a curated record